Pestalotiopsis fici W106-1 is the source of this 573-nucleotide messenger RNA. RefSeq lists its product as uncharacterized. Gene Ontology annotation, molecular function: methyltransferase activity. The coding region runs from base 1 to 573 and encodes 190 amino acids. The transcript has a single exon. The record is from RefSeq and is a predicted model, not a curated record. NCBI's taxonomy places the organism in Eukaryota, Fungi, Ascomycota, Sordariomycetes, Amphisphaeriales, Sporocadaceae.
AUGGCUUCUGACUCGUCCAACACCGCGUCCCAGACAGCGAUUGUGGCUUGCAUAUCCUUUGAUCAACGGAAAGGGACCAAACUUAUAGAAGUGUGCUUCCAGCCCACCAGAACCGCUGCUCUGCGAGUUGCCGUGGAUUUGAAACUCUUUGAAACUGCCGUGCAGGACAAUGGUAGGCCAAAGACGGACGAAGAUUUCGCGGCCGCAGUAGGGGCUUCCUCGACACUGGUCAAGCGGAUUGCUCGUGCCUGUGUAUCAAUGGAUAUGCUCGACGAACAAGGACCCGGUCUCUAUGUUCCCAACGACGUGACCAGACUCCUAUCAAAGCCCGAAUACGUCGGCGGCAUUAUUCAUUGGUAUGCCAUCGUUUUUACUCCUGAUUUGCACAUGGCGGCUGAUUUGUUUGGCGGUGAAAGCUUCGAUAUCACCCAGCUGUCCUUCUCUCGGAUGCCCGAAUACUUACGAAACACAAAAUUUCAAACCCCCGAAAACGCUCUCGACGGACCAUUUCAAUACGCAAACAAGUGUGGUUCGGCCUUCGCCUGGCUCAGCGACCGCCCGGACAACUUCUAG